CGGCGCGGCCCUCGAGCUUGGGACGCUUUGGUGCGCUUGCAGGCGUGUCAGGGCGCUUCCGUACAUCACAUCGAUCGUGCAAGCGGCCAGCAUUAAAAGCCGUGCACGUAUCAGGCUCCAAAGCCCUUUUACAGCCUCUCCUCUCACAACCUCUCACAGCCUCUCACAGCGAGCUGCACCCUGCCCGCUGCACAGAAAUCACUGCUCGGUUGCAAAAUAAUGUCAGCGGUCCUAGACGAGGAAGAAGAAACCGAGGAGCAGCGCUACCAGCGCUUCUUCGGUCCGGCCGAGAGCAGCACGGAAGACGACGAGAGUAGUGACGAGGAGGAAGCGCCACCGGCGCCACGGCUCGCCAUCGAGAGCGAGGCGUCGGCGCUGCUCGCGAAGCUCAUCGGAGAGGUCCUCGCCGAGGCGAAGACGCGCCCGGAGCGCGAGACUGCCCGAUUAGCCUGCGCCGCCGCUGGCUCCUUUUUAGCCCAAAUCCCGGGCGCCGCCGGCGCGUUCGAGGGCGAGGCCUCGCGCGAGGACGUGCUGGCCGAGGGCCCGAGCGCGACGCUGUGCGUCGCGCGGGGCGCGCGCUUCACGGCGCUCGACGACUUGAAUGACGCGCCGCCGCCGCCGGUCGACGCGGGCGCGACGUGGGCGUGCCUCGUCGGCCGGCCGUGGCCCGCGAGCGAGCGGCCCGCGCGCGCGCGGCGCUACGUGCUGGCCGUGCGCCGCGGCGUCGUCGUCCGCGCGACGCAGACGAGCUCCGGCGCGCUCGCGAGACCGGACGCCAGCCGGCACUUAUUGGCGCUCUGCCGCUGCGUCGACGCGCUGGGCCGCUGCGGCGUCGACACGAGCGCGGCGCGGGUCCACGCCUGGGUCGACGACGCCAUGUCGGGCACGCGGGAGGCGCCGGUCGCGCACCUCGUCGCCGUCGAGCCGCUCGGUCACGCCGACGACGACGCCCUCGCGGCGGCGCUGGGAGCCGGCCCCGAGCUCGUCUACCGCGCCGUCGAGGCGGAGUAA
Messenger RNA from Pelagomonas calceolata, 1011 nucleotides. Lineage: Eukaryota; Pelagophyceae; Pelagomonadales; Pelagomonadaceae. The record is from the annotation of a GenBank genome assembly.